AUGGUGAGACCAAGAAGGCAAGCUAAUGUACCCGAGGAUGAGCUACCGAGGGGUGUAAGAGAUGAUGCCAUUGCGAGGGCGUUGAAUAGGAUGUCAGACUUGUUCGAGCAGAAUUUCCGACCGCCGCAAGGAGAUCUUAGUAGGGCGGUUCAAGUGGGGUGCACCUAUGAGCGCUUCCUGGCGCAUAGGACUCCUGCCUUUUCUGGGGAGGAGGAUCCAAUGCGAGCUAGGAGGUGGAUUCUAGAUUUGGAAAGGACCUUUGAAGUCUGUGGGUGUACUGAGGUCCAGAUGGUUUUGUAUGCAAGUUAUAUGCUACAGGGUGAAGCAGCAUACUGGUGGGAGACCAAGCGGUCACUCCUAGAAAUGGAGUUCGGAUCCUUGGCUGCUGUGUCUUGGCAGCGGUUUAAAAAGGAAUUUGAUGAUCAAUACUUUCCUGUUUCAGUGAGAAGGCAGAAGGCUCGGGAGUUUAAUAAUUUGGUUCAAGGAGGUAUGACGGUCGAGCAAUAUGCGACGAAAUUUAUGGAGCUUGGACGGUUCGCUCCUCACCUCAUUGCCACCAAAGAGCUGCAGGUUGAGCGUUUUAUGGAGGGUCUGCGCCCUAAAGUACGCAGACAAGAGGCUUGUCUCCAGAUUGUGGAAUUUCAGAAGUUGGUAAACUUGGCCAGUAUCGCAGAGCGAGAGAAUAGCUUUGUAGUGGGCUCCCCUCCAGGUCAGAAAAGACGGAGUUAUCUUGGUGAAGGAAGCAGUUCUGGAUCGCCGCAGAAGUUUGUUCAGAGGACCGGGGCUCGUUCACAGACAACCUCCGGUGUUCGUGCAAGAGGCCGGACUCCAGUGUGCCCUAGAUGUAGUAGAGCCCAUGAGGGCGAUUGUGGUCAAAUGGGCAUUCAGUGUUUUAGAUGUGGCCAGCCGGGUCACUUUGCUCGGGAGUGUCCCAGUCUAGUUCAAGGAGGUCAAGGAGGUCAAGGAGGACGAGGAGGUCGACGAGGUGGAAGGGGCAACCAGAGACAGUUGGUACAAGCCCGGGUUUAUGCAGUGACUCCUGGCGACGUGGAUUAUGAGGCUCCAGAGACCCACGACACUGGAGUGAUUACUGGAAGAGUUCGUCUAUAUGAUUUUUAUGCCUGUACUUUGUUUGAUUCUGGGACGUCCCAAUCUUUUGUGUCUGCCACGUUUGCACGGAUGUGCAAUUUGGUUACAGAACCUCUACCACAAUCCUUAGUUGUGGCUCUUCCCAAUGGCGAGAUCGUGUGUUGCUCCAAGGUUGCUUUGGGUUGUCCUUUGGAUCUUGGUGGAAGGACACUGGAUGCAGAUUUGAUUGUAUUCAAAUUGCUUGGUUUUGAUAUAAUUUUGGGUAUGGAUUGGCUGUAUCGUUAUUCUGCGAAUAUUGAUUGUAGAAGACGAGUAAUUGGUUUUCAACUCUCGGAUGAGGAUUAUUUAGAAUUCGUGGGAAGCAAGUUAAGGGCAAGACCAUCAAUUAUAUCAGCAGUUCAAGCUAAGAGAGAUAUAGCUUGUGGGAAGAAAUCUUUAGCGGAUAUUCCAGUGGUGGAAGAAUUUCCCGAUGUGUUCGUGGAUGAGUUACCUGGAUUGCCUCCUGUUCGCGAUAUGGAAUUUGUUAUUGAUCUGGAACCCGGGGCGGUUCCUGUGCAUAAGGCUCCUUACCGCAUGGCACCGGCCGAGUUAAAAGAGUUGAAAACUCAAUUGCAAGAAUUGCUGAGGAUAAGGGAUAAGGACGUGCCCAAGACUGCUUUCAGGACGAGGUAUGGGCAUUAUGAAUUUAAAGUGAUGUCUUUUGGGUUAGCGAACGCUCCAGCCGCUUUUAUGGAUUUAAUGAAUCGAGUGUUUCGACCCUUUUUGGAUUCUUUUGUGGUGGUGUUUCUUGAUGACAUUCUAAUUUAUUCCCGAUACUUGGAAGAGCAUGCUUGUCACCUUCGUCUGGCACUUGGAAAAUUAAGAGAGCAUCAAUUGUACGCUAAGUUGAGCAAGUGUGAAUUCUGGUUAGAAGAAGUUAAGUUUCUUGGACAUGUGAUUUCUCAAGAAGGGGUGGCUGUUGAUCCUAGUAAAGUAGAAGCUGUUUUGUCAUGGCCUCGCCCUUCAACAGUUCGUGAGAUACGAAGUUUCUUGGGACUUGCCGGUUACUAUCGAAGAUUUGUGGAAGGUUUUUCUCGACUAUCAGGACCUCUCACUGCCUUGACUAGGAAGAAUACUGAGUUUGUAUGGUCUGACAAAUGUGAGAGAAGUUUUCAAGAGUUGAAGAGAAGAUUGACAAUGGCACCUGUUUUGGCACUUCCAGAGCCACACAAGCCAUUUGUGAUUUUUAGUGAUGCAUCCAAAUUCGGGUUGGGAUGCGUUCUUAUGCAAGAGGGACGGGUUGUUGCUUAUGCAUCUCGUCAGCUGAAAAUUCAUGAAAGGAAUUAUCCCACACAUGAUUUGGAGUUGGCGGCAAUAGUUUUUGCUCUUAAGAUUUGGCGGCAUUAUCUGUAUGGUGAAGCCUGUGAAGUUUAUACUGAUCACAAGAGCUUGAAGCAUCUGUUUACUCAGAAGAAUCUCAAUAUGAGACAAAGACGGUGGUUAGAGCUGAUUAGCGACUAUCAAUGUGAGAUCAAGUAUCAUCCAGGAAAGGCGAAUCUAGCGGCUUUAGGCACUAAGUUGAAGUUUAGUAGUGCAUAUCACCCUCAAACUGAUGGUCAAUCAGAGCGU
Messenger RNA from Juglans regia (Persian walnut), 2697 nucleotides. RefSeq lists its product as uncharacterized. Lineage: Eukaryota; Viridiplantae; Streptophyta; Magnoliopsida; Fagales; Juglandaceae. The annotation marks the transcript as partial. The record is from RefSeq and is a predicted model, not a curated record. Gene Ontology annotation, molecular function: nucleic acid binding; zinc ion binding. The transcript has 4 exons.